Messenger RNA from Haliotis rubra (blacklip abalone), 3313 nucleotides. Its product is annotated as RNA polymerase-associated protein LEO1-like. The record is from RefSeq and is a predicted model, not a curated record. Gene Ontology annotation, biological process: positive regulation of transcription elongation by RNA polymerase II; transcription elongation by RNA polymerase II. The transcript has 14 exons. Gene Ontology annotation, molecular function: RNA polymerase II C-terminal domain phosphoserine binding. The coding region runs from base 232 to 3108 and encodes 958 amino acids. Lineage: Eukaryota; Metazoa; Mollusca; Gastropoda; Lepetellida; Haliotidae. Gene Ontology annotation, cellular component: nucleus; Cdc73/Paf1 complex.
UGCAGGGAAAACCCGAGUGGGAAUUCUUCUUCCGGCGAAGACGCGUGUUUGGUGUUCGCCGGUGUUUUGAAUUGAGCAAGAAGCAAUAUGUGAAUAUUUCGCAAUGAUUUCAGGACAUAUUUGGACAACUGUUUCCUAUUUCUAGCAGGAACAUUUCAGACACAAGGAUCUGGUGGAUGUAGCGGUUCUCUUGUCCUCGUAUCGUUGUGUUGUUUUGAUUACGCCGGCAAAAUGGCGGAAUUGGGGAACAUGUUUGGAAGUGACGCAGAGAGCGACCGAGGAUCACAACAUUCGGGGUCAGGAGGCAGUGAACACUCAGGAUCCCCCCCAGGGAGUCCAGCUGGUAGCCAUGGCAGCAGGUCUGAUAGUGGAUCUGGGAGCGGGUCUCCAGGCAGUAGCCCAGCAGGUAGUAGAGACAACAGUCCAGCUGGAAGCAGGUCUGGGCGGAGUGGAUCUGGGAGUCCACCAGGGAGUCCGGCAGGGAGUGGAGGAGAUGGGAGCGCCCCAGGGAGUCCAGCUGGCAGCGGUGGCAGUGAUUCAGGAAGUGCGCCUGGCAGCCCAGAUGGCAGCGCGGUCAGUUACCAGGGCAGUGCCCCAGGGAGUCCAGCAGGUAGUGGUCCGGGCUCACCUGAUGGUAGUGCUGGUAGUCCUGCAGGAAGUGGCCCUGGGUCUCCUGCAGGAAGUGGCCCUGGGUCUCCUUCAGGGAGCGGACCUGGGUCUCCUGCAGGGAGCGGACCUGGGUCUCCUGCAGGGAGCGGACCUGGGUCUCCUGCAGGGAGCGGACCGGGAUCUCCUGCAGGAAGUGGCCCUGGGUCUCCUGCAGGGAGCGGACCUGGGUCUCCUGCAGGGAGCGGACCGGGGUCUCCUGAAGGGAGCGGACAUGGAUCUCCUGUGGGAAGUUAUGGAACCCCAGUAGGAUCAGAUCAUGAAGAUAGAAGUGCACCUGGAUCUCCAGUUGGCAGUGGCCAGGGAAGUGGAUCGGGCAGUCACAGAUCAGGCAGCCCGACAGGCAGUCACAGAUCGGGCAGCCCUGCAGGAAGUCACAGAUCAGGCAGCCCUGCAGGAAGUCACAGAUCAGGCAGCCCGACAGGCAGUCACAGAUCAGGCAGUCCGACAGGCAGUCACAGAUCGGGCAGCCCGACAGGCAGUCACAGAUCAGGCAGCCCUGCAGGAAGUCACAGAUCAGGUAGCCCGACAGGCAGUCACAGAUCAGGCAGCCCGACAGGCAGUCACAGAUCGGGGAGCCCUGCAGGAAGUCACAGAUCAGGCAGCCCAGCAGGUAGUCACAGAUCAGGUAGCCCCGCAGGGACUCACAGAUCGGGCAGCCCUGCAGGCAGUCACAGAUCCGGCAGUCCAACAGGUAGUCACAGAUCAGGCAGCCCGGCAGGCAGUCACAGAUCGGGCAGCCCUGCAGGCAGUCACAGAUCGGGCAGCCCUGCAGGGAGUCACAGAUCAGGCAGCCCCGCAGGGACUCACAAAUCUGGCAGUCCAGCAGGUAGUCACAGAUCCGGCAGCCCAACAGGUAGUCACAGAUCCGGCAGCCCAACAGGUAGUCACAGAUCAGGGAGCCCCGCAGGAAGCCACAGACCGGGCAGCCCUGCAGGAAGCCACAGAUCCGGCAGCCCUGCAGGCAGUCACAGAUCGGGCAGCCCAGCAGGUAGUCACAGAUCGGGCAGCCCAGCAGGAAGUCACAGAUUGGGCAGCCCUGCAGGCAGUCACCGAAGCAGGUCUGGCAGUCCAGUUGGCAGUCGCAAAUCGAGAUCACCAACUGGAAGCAACAGGGAGAGUCAUAGUCCUCAAGAUGGUGAGCAGGCAGAAAGAAAGAAGGUGAGGGCCAUUUUGAGUGAUGAUGAAGAGGACAUGGACACUGGGGAAGGAGCUGUACAGGGUGAGAUACAGAGCAGGGGAGGUGCUGUACAGGCAACUAUGGAUGACCUGUUCGGUGACGCAGAUGACAUCAGCUCUGAUGAGGAGGAGAAGAGACAGGCAGAGGACAGGGAUGAUGUUCCUCCCAGUAUGCCAGUAAUUGAGGAUGAUGACGAAGAAGAGAAAGAAGAAGAACCUCCGGAGACCAGGAUCGAGGUGGAAAUACCCAAGAUAACCACCAAUCUGGGCAAGGCUCUGCACUAUGUAAAGUUGCCCAACUUCCUCAGUGUGGAGACUAGACCCUUCGACCCCGUGACCUAUGAAGAUGAGAUAGAUGAGGAUGAGGUACUUGAUGAGGAAGGUCGCACAAGGAUGAAGCUAAAAGUGGAGAACACGAUGAGAUGGCGGACGUUGAAGGACGAGGAAGGGAAUGAUCGCAAGGAUGAUUUUGACAACACAGUCCGAGAGAGCAAUGCCCGCAUAGUGAAGUGGUCAGACGGCAGCAUGUCGCUGCACCUCGGGGAUGAAGUGUUUGACGUGUACUCAAUGCCCAUCAGCUCAGACUUCAACCAUUUGUUUGUGAGACAGGGUACUGGUCUCCAAGGACAAUCAGUCUUCAAAACUAAACUGUCAUUCAGGCCCCACUCAACCGAGUCGUUUACUCACCGAAAGAUGACCAUGUCCCUCGCUGAUCGCUCCACUAAAGCCCAGAAGGUCAAGGUCUUACCGAUAGCAGGUCAUGACCCUGAUGCACACAGGUCAGAGAUGAUCAAGAAAGAGGAGGAACGACUGCGAGCAUCUAUACGUAGAGAGAGUCAACAACGCAGGAUACGAGAACGGAGUCACGCACGGGGCCUGACGUCAUCGUAUCUGGAGGGAGGGGACGACGAUGAUGAGGACGAAGACGGAGAGAUGAUCUCACUGUCAGCCAUCAAGAAGCAGUACAAGCAGGGUGUCAGAAGAGAUCGGCAGAACAUCUACUCGUCAGACAGCGAUGAUGCCUAUGACUCUGAUCACCGGAGUGGGAAGAAAGGCAAGGCCAGGAUCGUGGAGAGCGAUGAGGAGGACUCUGGAUCCGACACUGGUCCGAAGAAGAAGAAGGCUCGAAUCGUAGACAGUGACGAUGAAGAGGACGGGGGUCGGGGAUCUGAGUCUGAGGGGGGUGAGGAUGAAGGAAGAGGGGGGAUGAUGUUGAUGUGGACAGUGACUGAGGAAGGGUUUGGGACAGGAAAGGGGUGUUGAUUUUUUUUUUCCUUUGGGGGUUGGGAUGUAGGAAGGGGGAUAAGGGGUAUAGAAAAGGGAGUGAGAUAGAGUUUUCGGGAUGAAGGGAGGGAUGUUGAUUGGGGGUUUGUUGAUUCAGAGAUCAUGAUAAAUAUUCAAUUGAAGAGAAAGAUCAUUUGCCAUAUGUAUUGUACAUUUUGUCUAAAAUAAAAUUUUGCAAGUAUGA